AUGAAGGCGAUCAUCAAGCCGCAGUACGUCGACCACAUCCCGCGCGCGGUCAAGGGCAAGGUUGGCGACAUCAUCAAGCGGAAGGAUGAGCGAGACGCGCUGGAGGAGGCGCUCGCCGCCCGUUCGGACCUGCGUGCACAAGGAGCGCUCGACUUUCUCGACCUGCGAAACGUGCUCGAGCGGAACGUGGAGGCGUCGCCACCUCGCCGAGAGAUCGCCGAGAGCGGCGCGUCGCACCACCCCUCCACGGCCUCGGAGCUGACCCCUCGGCUGGGUGCGCGCCAGGACCUCUCGGGAGGCGAGCUGCAGCGGUUCGCCAUCGCCAUCGUCCUCGUCCAGCAGGCGGCCGCCUGCCUCGGCCGACGCGCCGCCCCCGAGAGUUGGUCGGGGUCAUCGUUGACGGCCGUCCAUCAGGCCGACGUCUACAUGUUUGACGAGCCCUCCUCGUACUUGGACGUGAUGCAGCGGCUGAAGGCGGCGCGCGCCAUCCGGUCCCUCCUCACGAUCCAGACGUACGUCAUCGUGGUGGAGCACGACCUGUCCGUCCUCGACUACCUCUCCGACUUCAUCUGCUGCCUGUACGGCGAGCUUGCUCUAGUGUCGGCACAUAGCCGCGUGGACGCCUGCAAGCCCUCACACACCGGGGGCAUCCCCGGCGCGUACGGCGUGGUGACGAUGCCGUUUGGCGUGCGCGAGGGGAUCAACAUCUUCCUCGGCGGCUUCAUCCCCACCGAGAACUUGCGCUUCCGGGACGACGCCCUCACCUUCAAGGUGUCGGAGAACGCGGAGCAGGAGGGCGGCAAGGAAGGGCGCGGCGCGGGCGAGUGCAGCUACCCGGCCAUGACAAAGACGCUCGGCGCGUUCACGCUGCACGUCGAGGCGGGCUCCUUCUCACGCUCCGAGAUCUCCCCGUCCCUCCCCGCGGGCUCCUUCUCCGGCUCUGAGAUUCUGGUCAUGCUCGGCGAGAACGGCACCGGCAAGACGACAUUCAUCAAGAUGCUGGCCGGCCACCUCGCCCCCGACGGAGAGGCGGCGUCGCAGGCGCAUCUCCCCGCGUCUCCCCGCAUCUCCCCGCGUCUCCCCGCGCCCCUUCGCGUCUCUUCGCGUCUCUUCGCGUCUCUUCGCGUCUCUUCGCGUCUCCCGACGGAGAGGCGGCGUGGGCAGGUGCCCAAGCUGAACGUGUCGUACAAGCCGCAGAAGAUCGCGCCCUCCUUCGACGGCACGGUGCGCGAGCUGCUGCACAAGAAGAUCCGCGAGGCCUUCAUCCACCCGCAGUUCAACACGGACGUGAUGAAGCCGAUGCUCAUCGAGCGGUUGCUCGACCAGGAG
Molecule: messenger RNA, 1329 nt
Organism: Emiliania huxleyi CCMP1516
Lineage: Eukaryota; Haptophyta; Isochrysidales; Noelaerhabdaceae
Exons: 7
Biological process (GO): ribosomal subunit export from nucleus; translational termination; translational initiation
Molecular function (GO): ribosomal small subunit binding; ATP binding; iron ion binding
Source: RefSeq, a predicted model, not a curated record